CUGCCGAUUUUGCUUAUCCCCAUUUUAUUGAAUAUUCCAAUUGACUUUUCUAGUAGUCGUAAUUCGUAUAUCACAAUUGGGAUCGUUACUGUCGCCCUAAUUAUUAUGUCAGAUGACAAUAAAGCGGAGCUGAAAAUCAAGCCAUGACAACGCAGACUUGUCGCCAUUGGUAACUCGACGUGGUUACCGACGUCGAAUGUGAGCCUUACCAACGCAACAGGCAGGUACCAAGCUUCUGAGUCACAGCCUAAAGUAUCGAAGAUAUUGCUUCUAAAUAUUGAUAUAUAUAUAUCACAUCAUCUCCCCAUAAAUACCCAUAAACACGACUUCCCGCCUGCCGGAGUCCCGCACCCCCGCCUCGAACCAACCCAAGAAAAAUCAGGCAACCAGCCGAACCACCAUGGCCAAACCCACCGUCUGCGUAUUUUGCGGUGCCUCGCCCGGCAAAUCCCCCGCCCAUCUAGCUGCGGCCCGCGCGCUCGCCACCUAUUUCCAUGAGCACGGAAUCAACCUCGUCUACGGCGGUGGCACCACUGGGCUCAUGGGAGAGCUGGCUCGCACUUUGGUCUCCCUUUCCGGACCCUCCGCCGUGGAAGGGAUCAUCCCCGCCCCACUAAUGGCCCAAGAGCAGCGCGCCGCGGAGACGGUGACGAUCAUGCACGAGGGCCGCCAGAUAGCCGUCCCUGACGAGGCAAUCUACGGCACAACGACAGUAGUGCCAGACAUGCAUUCACGGAAACGGGAGAUGGCUCGACGGGUUGUAGAGGGUGGGGACGGGAGCGGGUUCGUGGCGAUGCCGGGGGGGUAUGGGACGAUGGAGGAGCUGAUGGAGGUGGUUACCUGGAACCAGGUGGGGAUCCAUGAUAGGCCUGUUGUGGUGUUUAAUGUAGAGGGGUAUUAUGAUGGGGUGUUGGCGUGGAUUAGGGAUGCGGUGGAGGCGGGGUUUGUGAGGGAGGGGCAGAAGGAUAUUUUGGUUGAGGCGAGGACGGCGGAGGAGUGUGGGACGAGGUUGAGGGAGUAUGCGGUUAGUGAUGGGAGGUUGGAUUUGAAGUGGGGGGCGCAUUAGAGGUUGUGUAGUUGGCCAGGUUGUGGAUGAGAUCUUUUGGAUUUGAGCUCGGUUUGGAACGAUGGUUGUAUAGUACAGAUAGGUAACUCAACUCAGAAAAUUAUAUUACUUGCCACUCAGGUGCUUUUAUAUACUGAUAUAGCACACUGGAUAGGGAAAAAUCUUCCUCUACUCCUCUUGGCAGAAAUCUUCUUAGC
Molecule: messenger RNA, 1263 nt
Organism: Pseudogymnoascus verrucosus
Lineage: Eukaryota; Fungi; Ascomycota; Leotiomycetes; Thelebolales; Thelebolaceae
Exons: 2
Coding region: 401-1066 (221 amino acids)
Biological process (GO): cytokinin biosynthetic process
Cellular component (GO): cytosol
Molecular function (GO): hydrolase activity, hydrolyzing N-glycosyl compounds
Source: RefSeq, a predicted model, not a curated record